GCGGCGCAGUCUCGCGAGAGCGGCGGCCGAAGAUGGCGGCGCGGAGCCGAGGCCCGUGAGGCGCGGGCGGAGCUGCGGCCGCGCCGGGGGCUCCGGGCGGGACCGGCCCCGCGGGCUCCGAGCGCUGCGGGCGCUCCCGCCGGCCAUGACCGGCGAGAAGCUCCGCUCGCUGCGCAGGGACCACAAGCCCAGCAAGGAGGACGGGGACCUGCUGGCGGCCGGCGAGGACGAGGCGGCCGCGGCGCCCGGGGGCGCCUUCACGGGCGGGAAGGGCGGGCGGGCCGGGGGGCACCGCGGGCCCGGCGCGCACCGGCACCGCCCGCCGGCCCGGGCCGCCCCCGCCGGGCCCGAGCGCGGCCCCUUCCCCGUGCACGAGUGCGUGUUCAAGGGGGACGUGCGGCGGCUCUCGGCGCUCAUCCGCACGCAGGGCAUCGCCCAGAAGGACAGUCACGGAAACACUCCUUUACAUCUUGCUGUGAUGUUGGGACAUAAAGAAUGUGCCCACCUGCUUUUAGCCCAUAAUGCUCCAGUAAAGGUGAAAAACGCUCAGGGAUGGAGCCCUCUGGCCGAAGCCAUCAGCUAUGGAGACAGACAGAUGAUUUCAGCACUCCUGAGGAAGCUCAAGCAGCAGUCCAGGGAAAGUGUUGAAGAGAAGCGACCUCGGUUACUAAAAGCCCUGAAAGAGCUAGGUGACUUCUAUCUAGAGCUUCACUGGGAUUUUCAAAGUUGGGUGCCUUUACUUUCCCGAAUUCUGCCUUCUGAUGCAUGUAAAAUACACAAACAAGGUAUAAAUAUCAGGCUGGACACAACUCUGAUAGACUUUACUGACAUGAAGUGCCAACGAGGGGAUUUAAGCUUCAUUUUUAACGGUGACGCCGCACCCUCCGAAUCUUUUGUAGUUUUAGACAAUGAGCAAAAAGUUUACCAGCGAAUACACCACGAGGAAUCUGAGAUGGAGACGGAAGAGGAGGUUGACAUUUUGAUGAGCAGUGAUAUUUACUCUGCCACCUUAUCCACCAAAUCCAUCACGUUCACACGGGCCCAGACGGGGUGGCUCUUCAGGGAGGACAAAACUGAAAGAGUAGGGAACUUCCUGGCAGAUUUCUACUUGGUGAAUGGACUUGUGCUGGAAUCCAGGAAAAGAAGGGAACAUCUCAGUGAGGAGGACAUCCUUCGGAAUAAAGCGAUCAUGGAGAGCUUGAGCAAAGGGGGAAACCUCAUGGAGCAGAAUUUUGAGCCCGUGCGCCGGCAGUCGCUGACGCCGCCGUCCCCCAACACCAUCUCCUGGGAGGAGUACAUCUCUGCAGAGAGUGGCAAAGCUCCUCACCUGGGCAGGGAGCUGGUCUGCAAGGAGAGCAAGAAAACCUUCAAGGCCACGAUAGCAAUGAGCCAGGAAUUCCCCUUAGGAAUCGAAUCGUUGUUGAAUGUCUUAGAAGUCAUUGCACCCUUCAAGCACUUUAACAAACUUAGAGAAUUUGUUCAAAUGAAGCUUCCACCAGGCUUUCCUGUCAAAUUAGACAUCCCGGUGUUCCCCACCAUCACGGCCACUGUGACGUUCCAGGAGUUCCGCUACGACGAGUUCGACGACUCCAUCUUCACCAUUCCCGACGACUACAAGGAGGAUCCCAGCCGCUUCCCGGACCUCUAGGGGGGCUGGGAGCUCCUGGGAGCAUCCAGCCCGGCGUCCCAGGGCCAGGGAAUGGCUGCACCCGCGGCGGGGCAGAGCCGUGGGGCACGGCAAGGGAUGAACUCGCGAGCCCAAAGGGAAGGAGCGGCGGCGCGGGUGUGCUGGGCAUCCAGCCCCUCCCGGGGCCUCCCGCUGCCAUCCCCUCUGGCACAGCCGCUCCUGGCCCGGGAGCCGCCGCCCCCGGCUGGGAGGAGCUGCCGGUUUUUAAAUUUUUUACACUUGUGGUGAUCCACGAGGCGCUGCUGGACCUUGGCACCGAGCUGGGCCCGGGGCUGGGGGUGAGGUGAGCCCCUCUGUCCUUCCCCCGCGCCCCUGAGCUCCCAGCUCAGCCACGGAAUGUUGGAAGGUAUCCUGAAGGAAUGCCUUGGCUGUAUGAAUGAACCAAACGGGCACCACUGACGCUUGGAUUUCCUCCUGCACCCAGGCAGAGCCAGCCGUGCUCUGCGGGGAGCGAGGCACCUCCUGAGCACCGGCCCAGCCUGGUGCUGUCCCUGCCUGAUCCCUUCCUCCCCCCUUCCCUCGCUGCUCUCUGCUCCCUGCCCAGCUCCCUGGGCUGGUGGGGAGCUCUCCAGGGCUGCCUGGCCAGGAAUGUCACUUGUUGUUACUCCUUUAUUUGACCCUCGCUUGGGACAGGUGUCCCGGGAAGGCUGAGCACCACCAGGUCAGUUGGUGAGAGCUGGGAGGAGCUCGGGCAUUGCCCGUUCCUGCGGGAGGAGCUCUCCCUGCCCCCGGGGCCACCGUGGUGCUCACGGGCAGCUUUCACUGGGCUGUUCCCACGUUCAUUUCCUGCCUCUUCGUGUUUAAAUCACAGAGAAUCCCAGACUGGUUUGGGGUGGGGGGACCUUAAAGCUCAUCUUGUCCAGCCUCCCUUCAUGGAUGGUUCAGUACUCCAGCUCCUCGAGCUUAUUCCCAUUCCCAGUUGUUCCAGUCUCCUCAUCUAAUAAUAAUCCACCUUUUUGGGGUUUGUUAGGCAAGAUUUGUGCAGAAGGCUGAUGGUGCUAUUUGUUUGUAUGAAGAAAUUUAGAUUCAAGUGCUGUGGUGUCAUUGUACAAAAAUGUAAAUAUUUUCCAAAUUAUAUUCUUUGUGCACUGUAGGUAAAACCUUUUCUGGAAUUCCAUAGAGUUAAGGAUCAAAGUUUAUAAGGAAGAGGAUCUUUGAUGCUCAGUGGAGGGAACAGCUGUGCUGAGCACGAGGGGCUCAGCACAGGGCAAGGGAGGGGCUGAGCACAGGGCCAGGUGUCAGGCACACCUGAGAGCAGAGAAUUCCAGACUUCUGGAAUCUCUGAUCCAUCCCAAAGAGGCUGCUCUGGGAAGGGACAUGGACGAGGCCCAGGGAAGCUCUGUCAGCAAAAUCCAGGAGCACUGGAGGGGGAGAGUGGGGUUGGUCCUUUCCCACCAUCUCCGUGGACCUGGGGAGCAGGGGAGCACUGGGACAGGGGAGCAGCACAGCUUUGUUGUUAAUUCAAACUCAAAUCCAAAAUGAAACUUUAGGGAAAACAAGCAAAGGGAAAGGUCUCCUGCAGUGCCGUGUCAGGGCAGGUGUGCAGCAUCCUCUGGGAAUGAUGGAACUUGUUCUCCCAAGUCGCGAUGAAUUCCUGACGUGUCUCACACCUCUGGGAUGAACUGACACCGUGGGUGCUGCUGCUGGGAGCCAGGUGGGAUCCUCUGGGGCAGACUGGGGCUGUCCAUGGGGCUGAGCUGGAGCUUGGAUCGGUGCCUGUGGGGCAGCACAGGGCUCUGUCCCCUCCCAGGGGUCCCCUGUCCCCUCCAGGGGACCCUUCAGGAUGUUUUGUGUAGCUGCAGGACCUGUGCCAGGUGCCUUACAGGGCACCCCAUUCCUUGGGAGUUCCAGUGGUGAGGGGUUCCUCCCCGAGGUGAAUGUCACAAGUCCCUUUGCUCAGUGCAGGUUGGAUCCAUGGUUUGUGUUCCUUUGCGUUUUUGGUUAUCCCAAAUUCCUCCCCGGCUCGGUGGAGGCAGCGCAGCCUCUGCUGGAUCCCAGAGGGGAUCCUGGCCUUGGAACUGGAAAACAAAAAGGGUUUUGGGUGGCCUCCUGUGGGAUUGAGGCUCCUGUGGCUCUGUCCCCUCUGGACCAGCCCCUGGUGGCCGUGGGGUGUCUGCCCAAAGCCCAGGGCAGGUCCUGGAAGUGAUUCCUGUGGUUCCUGUGGCCUCUGGCUGCAAACCUGGGGGAUUUUCACCCCCCAGGACACUGCUGCUCCCUGGGACACUUCCAGGGGCUGCAGGAAGGGUUGCAGGAAGCUGCUCCUAAGGCUUGUUCUGCCUUGGAAUGUGGGCACAGCUCAGGGGCUGUCCUUGUUCUGGGUUAUCCCGGGAAAUCCCGGCUGCUCCUGCUCUCCCUGUGCAGCUGAGGGAUGGCGAUUCCCUGGAUCGUUCCCCAGCUCCCAGGGCAGCCCCUGGGCUCCCGGAGCUGCUGUCGGUACUUUUCCCUUCUCCUGGGAUGUGUUUCCUGCCUGAACAUUCCGGGUGAGGAGUUCUCACACGUAGGGACCCCUGGGCAUUCCCGAUGGAUGCACUGCAGGAAUUCUCAGUCAGAGGGACGCUGGGCUGAGCCUGUGGAUCCCUCGGGGCUGCCCACGGUGAGAUCCAGGUUUAUAUCCGUGUUUUCUCCACUAGAGCUGUGUUUGUCACUGGGUUGUGUUGCAUGGACACAGGGAAUGUUUGUGGGCCCGGCUGUGUCUCCAGGGUGUUCCCAGCCCCAGCCUGGGGCACAGGGUCCCUCCCCUGUCCCGUGGCCCUGGGAAAUUCCUUUUCCAAGCAGCGUUGAUCCAGCAGAGCCUCACUUUGGCUUUUCCCGUUUUCCUGGAAGCCAGGCCAGGUGUUCAGGAGGGUUUGGUCCCUGGGAGUGAGCACAGAUCACGGAUCGUGUCUGUGCAGCAGCUCCAGCUCGUCCCUGUGGCCUGGGAAUGUCAGGGGGACCAGGAGCAGCCCUGGACACCCCAGCUGGAGCCGGUUCCAGGGCAGGAGAGAAGGGAGCUGGACCAGGCUGGUGGGAAUCACAUCCUGCUGCUCCUGGGGGGCUGGGGCUCCCCUCCCACCACUUCUUUUUUUUUCCUGAGGUUUUUUACGGCUCCUAAAAGAACCAGGAACUUUGCUCAACCCAAUCCCGACCUCACUGCGGAAGGAUCCCGCGGGUUGUCUCUGAACCAAACUGUUCCUCUGGUCUUCCAAGCUCCUGCUCUGUCCCGUGGCAAAGGGAACACCCUGGAUUUCCCCUCCGGAGCUGCUGUCCAGCCACUGCACUCCCAGCACAGCAAUUCCCCGUUCCUGCCUCGAGUCCGUUCGUCCCCCCGGAUGUGUUUGUGCUGGAAUCCCCCCGGAUUCCGUUAAUAUUCCCAGCAGCCCUCUGUUAUUUUCUGUCUCUGCUCCUGAGUUGUAAUUCCCGCCAGGAGAACUGCGUUAUUUAAUCCGGAUUAACCGAUUCCUGUAAUGCUGCAGUUUCACUUUUCUUUUCCUGACAGUUUGUAACUCCCACGGGAAACGAGUCACCUCUCUUGGUUUUCCUGUCGUCCGCUCCCUGGUUUUCCCUUCCCUUCACUCAUAGUCACUUUGGGUUGUAUCAUUUGUUAGAAUAAAGACCAAACUAUGCUGUUGGAUUUGGAAACUGCUCCACCCGUGCAAUCCGGGCUUCCCUCUCCCGUCCCGCCGGGCCUCGGAGGGGAGGGAACGAGCUCCUGCUGCUGCGUUCUGCAAGGGCAUUUUCUUGGUCAUUUUUUAAAUAAAAUCCUGCAUUUUCAUUACAGCCU
Molecule: messenger RNA, 5447 nt
Organism: Motacilla alba alba
Lineage: Eukaryota; Metazoa; Chordata; Aves; Passeriformes; Motacillidae
Gene: ANKRD13C
Product: ankyrin repeat domain 13C
Exons: 13
Coding region: 146-1648 (500 amino acids)
Cellular component (GO): cytoplasm
Molecular function (GO): protein binding
Source: RefSeq, a predicted model, not a curated record